AUGGAUAAGAAGCUGAAGAAGGCAGCAGAAGAAGGAUCUACUGAAGUUCUACACUUCUUACUCCAACAAGAUCCACAUCUUCUUGAACAUUUAUAUCAGAACCCCAUUAUUGACACUCCUGUUCAUGUAGCUGCACUAAAAGGACACACUCCUUUUGUUUUAGAAAUGGUGAGCUCAAACCCAUCUCUUGCUCGAAGAUUAAAUCAAGAUGGUCUGACUCCAAUGCACUUAGCUAUGCAAGAAGGCCAUAUUCAGACAGUUAUAGGGCUAAUGCGGAUCGACAGCGAGCUCGUUCGCAUCAGAGGCAAGAAAAGAAUAACUCCUUUACAUUUUGCAGCCGAAAAGGGAGAAAUCGAAUUACUGGCUAAGUUCCUACGCUGUUGUCCGUUAUCUAUUGAAGAUUUGACGUUCCAUUGUCAGACUGCAUUGCAUGUUGCAGUUAAACACAAGCAGUUAGAAGCUUUUCAGUUUCUUUUCGGCUGGCUUUAUCGGAGAGAAAAGGAAGAGAUUCUGAACUGGAGAGACACUGAUGGCAACACAGUUCUGCAUAUCGCUGUACUGGUAAAUGAGCCUCAGGUUGUGGAUUUGUUAAUCAACAAUGUUGAUAAAGACAUAAGAAACAUUAACAAUGAGACAGCAGAGGACAUUUUCAGAAAUCAAGGGGAUUCUCAAAAUAGGAAGAUAAAAACAAUCCUGAAAAAUGCUUCUCUAGUCUCAAGAUUAUUCAAUUCUUUAGUCAGAGUAAGAGACAGAUACUUAGGAAUCUUAACUCUAAAUCAAGAAAAUAGUGCCAGCGAUGUCCGCGACAUAGUACUAGUGGUCGCCGUAUUAAUAGCCACCGCAACUUACCAAGCUGUUUUAAGUCCUCCAGGAGGAUUUUGGCAGGACGAUUAUCACCCACAAGGGAACAGCACCACCGGUCAGGAAGGACGGCUAGAGCCGCACCGCGCCGGAACAAUAACGAUGAAUGGCUGGGAGAGUUCUUACUUCGCUCUUCUAAACAGUGCGGCUUUUUGCGCAUCAGUUAGUACAAUUGUGAUACUGAUGAUGGGGCUUCCGUUUGCACUUCUGCUUGUAGGAUCUACGGUUUUUAUUACAUUUUCGUAUUUCUUUUCACUUCAUACAGUAUUCUCGGCGCUGGAUGGUGUGUCAGUGUUUCUCAUUUCAUUACUUGGAGUUAUUUUGUUUGCUGUUCAUGUUCUAGAAUUCGAGGUUCAUCUACGACAGCGAGAGAGACGCAGGGUGGGUCUAAACUAA
Molecule: messenger RNA, 1257 nt
Organism: Mercurialis annua (annual mercury)
Lineage: Eukaryota; Viridiplantae; Streptophyta; Magnoliopsida; Malpighiales; Euphorbiaceae
Product: ankyrin repeat-containing protein BDA1-like
Exons: 2
Coding region: 1-1257 (418 amino acids)
Molecular function (GO): protein binding
Source: RefSeq, a predicted model, not a curated record